GCACGCGGAGGAAGGCGAGAGGGACUGCGCCGCCUGGUGCGGUAUGGGGUCUGGGGAGUCUGGUUGUGAACGUCUUUUUCCCCAGAAUUUGGUUUUUGCAGUGCGGGGAGGGCUCCCAUCUUCUCCCUGACCGUGAAAUGAGCUGGCCCGGGUUCAUUUGCCCGCCGGAGCAACUCCGGGGAAGUCCCGGUGGGUGAGACACCGUGGUGCCUCAUCCAGUUUCUCGGUAGCCGGGCGGGGAGGGGGAGAAGGUGAGAACAGCAGGGGGCUAGAAGCUUGCGCCCUGCGCCCCACCCAGGCUGCGGCCGCCCGGGGAGGAAGCGCGUAUAGGUUGAGUGCGAAGUUUCCUUUUUUGCUUUCUCGUCAGAGAAGCCCCAACGGGCGGUUCGGCGGGAAUGCCAAACUUCAGUUUGAGCGGGGUCGCGAGCCAAAGGGUUUAAAAUAAGUUACUCCCCCCACUUCCCGCCGCCGUAUAGCGUCCAUCCCGCUAGCCAUGGGCAGCCGCGAUCACCUGUUCAAAGUGCUGGUGGUGGGUGACGCCGCAGUGGGCAAGACGUCCUUGGUGCAGCGAUAUUCCCAGGACAGCUUCAGCAAACACUACAAGUCCACGGUGGGAGGGCAGGAGCGCUUCACCUCUAUGACCCGACUUUACUAUCGGGAUGCAUCUGCCUGUGUUAUUAUGUUUGAUGUUACCAACGCCACUACCUUCAGCAACAGCCAAAGAUGGAAACAGGACCUGGACAGCAAGCUCACACUGCCUAAUGGAGAGCCGGUGCCCUGCCUGCUCUUAGCCAACAAGUGUGAUCUGUCCCCUUGGGCAGUGAGCCGAGACCAGGUUGACCGGUUCAGUAAAGAGAAUGGUUUCACAGGUUGGACAGAAACAUCAGUCAAGGAGAACAAAAAUAUUAAUGAGGCCAUGAGAGUCCUCAUUGAGAAGAUGAUGAGCAAUUCCAGGGAAGAUAUGUCUUUGUCCACCCAAGGGAACUACAUCAACCUGCAGACCAAGCCCUCUUCCAGCUGGGCCUGCUGCUAGUAGCGUUUGGCUUGUUUUCCCUCCCAGUUCUAGGAGAUCCUUCUCUUCCCUUUGGUUGCCCACCCAGCAGUUUUACUAAGUACAUUUGAACUGUCUGCUGCUGACGGUCCAGUAAGGAGGGCCAUCAUCACUAAGAAAAGACACGUGGGACCCAUGGGCAUUUCUGCUGCCUCUGCUGCAAGUUGCCUGUCACUUGCUGCUGGCUCACGGGGCCCAGUCAGUGCCUUCUGUCCAGAAAAGAUCAUCUCAUCUCUCAAUUUGUGAUCUGGGAUUUUGUGGGAAGGAUUAGAAGUCAGCAUCUGUGUUUUACGGAUCAUAAUUCUCACCUACUUUUGAGCAUAUUUUUCCAUUUAAUGUAUGUUGAUAUCUCAAUCUGAUAGGACUUCAGAUUGCAAGGAAAAUGAGAUCAAAGGUCAUUUCCCAAAUUCCUUGUUGAUCAUUGCUUUCAGAUUCUUUCUGUCUUGGACUUUGAAUUUAAACACCUGAUUCUGAGAUACAGGAGAAAUGGGGCUGGAUAUCUAUGGGUUUAGGGCUACUGGAGGUAAACCAAAAGUCACUAUUUCUUUAAGCUUCUCAAGUCAUAUUAGCUUUCUUUUGUCUUGGUUUUAAAAAUAGUUAACCUUUUAAAUGAUCUGUCUUUGGUUAGAGCGAUUCUUUCCCCAAAAAAUUAAUUCUCACUUUAAGGUUUUCUAGUGUCUCUCUCCCAGUGGGAUGGGGACAGGGUUUGCAGGUUGAUGUCUUGCCACGUAAUGCUGCAAGUGACAUCAGCUGGCCGUGGUACCCUGAACUAGGUCUAUUCCUCACAGCUCUGGGAGUCUGAAUGGAAGAAGAGGGUCAGGUUAACAGAACAAAAUCCUAUGGGGCAACUUGCUUAGGAGCACUUUGGGUGUCUAGCACUUAACAGCCAUAGAAAAUAAAUAUUAUGUGUAGACCUUUGCCUGGGGGUGGAGAGUAGAUAGACAGAAAAUCAUUAGGUAAUUUAAGUGCUAAAUUGGGUGGAGUUUUUAGUAUCAAAUCACUUCUAGACAGUUUAAUUUGUUAAAUUCUCACAGGAUGGUGAUUUAUAACCUGUCCAACGUUAUGAAUAUUCUUAGUGAGCUCAGGCUUAGAGCUCUUUGAGAGACACUUACCUAAAUAAGUGUUCUAAGUCAGUGGUUCCCAAAUCUGACUAAUGAGAACCACCUGGGAAGUUUAACGAUUUUAAAAUAAAAUGUUUUAAGAUUUCUGUUUCCCAACCUCAAACCUACUGAACCAAAAUGUCCAGGGAUGAAGCUUGGGGAUUUGUUGUUGUUGUUUUUCAGAGUUUCCCAGGCAAUUCUGAUCAGCCCGGUUUGGAAACCCUUGCUGGAGAACGUGGUAAAGAUGCAGAGACCCAGGCCUUCCCUGGGCUUCUGCAGGCUCCAUUAAUUCUCCAGGUGAUUUUGACACACACCAGACUUUGAAAAGCACUGUCCUAAGAGAGCUCAGAGGCCAAAUAUCAGAGCCUUCGGUGGUUUGUUUGUUUUUAAUGCCAGUUGUUAUAAAUUUUGCACAAUCUUCUGAGACCUUCAGGUUCUCUUUUGUAUUACUCUUUCCAGGUAGGGUUUUUAUUACAAUGAUUCUGAAAAUAAUAGUGGAAUAACAAGUUCUCUAUGAAAAUAAAAUUGAUUUUUAUUCACUGGUUUGAACCCCUGAAAAAGCACAAAUAAAUGGGAAAUAAGUAUUG
Messenger RNA from Lagenorhynchus albirostris (white-beaked dolphin), 2738 nucleotides. It is a transcript of the gene RAB29, whose product is annotated as RAB29, member RAS oncogene family. Gene Ontology annotation, molecular function: GTPase activity; GTP binding. Gene Ontology annotation, cellular component: Golgi apparatus; trans-Golgi network; vesicle. NCBI's taxonomy places the organism in Eukaryota, Metazoa, Chordata, Mammalia, Artiodactyla, Delphinidae. Bases 494 to 1033 code for a protein of 179 amino acids. The record is from RefSeq and is a predicted model, not a curated record. Gene Ontology annotation, biological process: vesicle-mediated transport. The transcript has 4 exons.